This is a messenger RNA of Ilex paraguariensis (yerba mate), 1459 nucleotides long. The record is from the annotation of a GenBank genome assembly. Lineage: Eukaryota; Viridiplantae; Streptophyta; Magnoliopsida; Aquifoliales; Aquifoliaceae.
AACCGAAACCUCUCUGGCUCCUUCCUUUCCUAGGGUUUUCAGAAACUCAAAGCCCUAAAAGUCUUUCAACCUCCAUAACCUCACUUACUGUGUGUGUGUAUGUGAGAGAGAGAGAGAAAGAGAGUGAAAUUCACUGUGUGUCUGUGUGAGAGAGAAAGGCCAAACUCCAGAACCAUGAGCCUAAUCGCAGGCUCAUACGAGCGUUUCAUCUGGGGUUUCAAACUCAAAUCCCCAAAACACUCGGAAACCCUAACCCUGACCCCACUUUUCUCCUACCCUGCCCACCUCUCCCCCAUCAAAUCUGUCGCCGUUUCCCACUUUGCCGCCGCCUCCGGUGGUUCCGACGACACCAUCAAACUCUACGACCUCGCUUCCUCCACCGAAAUCGGUUCUGUUUUCCAUUCCUCCACCGUCACCUCCCUCUCCUUCUUCACCCCACCCUCUCUCUCCUUCCCACGAAACCUCAUCUCUGCAGCCGAUGAUGGCACUAUCUCCCUCUACGAUACUGACCCUUUUGUUAAUCUCAAAACCCUAAAUGUUCAUAGAAAGGGAGUGAAUGAUAUUUCGGUGCAUCCAUCUGGGAAGUUGGCGUUGUCAGUGGGAAGGGAUGAUUGCUUGGCUAUGGUGAAUUUGGUGAGAGGGAGACGUAGUUUUUACUGUAGGUUGGGGAAGGAAGCCUCAAUUGUGAGGUUUGAUGAAAGUGGGGAGAAAUUCUUUAUGGUUAUGGAUGAGAAAAUCUCUGUUCAUGAGGCUGAAGAUGCGCGGUUAAUUUUUGAAAUGGAUAAUAAAAAGAGGGUUUUGUGCGCUGCACCGGGCAUGAAUGGAAUGUUGUUCACUGGUGGAGAGGACAGGAAUCUCACAGCAUGGGACUCAACCAGUGGGAAGGUUGCAUAUUCUAUUGAGGAUGCACAUUCAGCCCGUGUGAAAGGUAUUGUUGUGCUUUCUAGGAAUGAUGGUGGCUCCACUGAUGAUGAUCCAUAUAUUGUAGCAUCUGCAUCGUCAGAUGGGGUCAUUCGUGUUUGGGAUGUUCGAAUGGCUAACAAGGACAAGCCAAAUCCAUUAGCUGAGGCCAAUACAAAAUCGAGACUCACUUGUCUUGCUGGAUCCUCUCUCAAAUCUUUCAGACGCCUACAGGUUUUAAAUGCUAACGUGAAUGAAGAGCAGGAUGCAACAGUGGGUGGAGGCUGAGAUGUCCGGCAUAAAACAAAUGUAGGCGUGCUUUUCUUUUUCAACUUUAUGUUUAUCUCCUGUUGCCAUGAAUAUGCUUUGGCUUGUUGGUCCAUUGCUUCAAUUUUGACAGUUGAAAAGAUGAAUUCAUAUGUUUAUUGUUCUGAUCAAAGGUGUUUAUAUAUUUGGAAGUGUGUAUCAUUUCUUCUUACGGAGGAUUGCUUUCCCUGUACCGUUCAUCUCUGUUGUUCUGGAAUUCCUUCAAAACAGUGGUGACGGUUGAAUUGUUGUG